Molecule: messenger RNA, 1211 nt
Organism: Saccostrea echinata
Lineage: Eukaryota; Metazoa; Mollusca; Bivalvia; Ostreida; Ostreidae
Exons: 6
Coding region: 30-1097 (355 amino acids)
Source: RefSeq, a predicted model, not a curated record
AAAGUCAGUGAAACGAUUAUAAUCAGAUAAUGGCAACAACUUUGCCAAAAUCGGACUGUUCAUGUGACUCUUGGACAAAAAAUUCAAGUAGUUGUGAAUGGACCCCUCAUUUCGUUGACAAACUUGGCGUUCGCUUUUUCAAAGAGGACGUAUUGAAAAUUAUAUUAAAUAGGUGGUGCUUACUUCGUCUCUCAAGCGAUUCUAUUACAAAAGUAGAUACUCUAGUAAGUGCCUGUGAUUUUGAAUUUGAUUACGAGUCGAUAGAAGAAUUUCCCGAGAGAAAGGGCACAUAUGAGAAACUGAGGAAAAAAUGGAGUCCAGAUGAAAAUCAGAUGAUGAUGUUGAGUUUAAAAGAAAACGAAAGAAUGGUGAAUCUGCAUUGGUUGUCUGUUAAACUGCAUGAAAUCAGCUUUUAUCUACACAGUAUUAUCACAGAAAGGCCUCAGAAAGCAGUGUCAGAAUGGAAAUACCAGGUCUUAUUUGAAAAGUUGCUUCAACUUUUUUGCUUUGAUACUUUAAGCCAACCAUUUAUUGGGACAAAGAAGGCAUUAAUAAUGGGUCACACCAUUUCAUCCAAAGCUGACAUUAUCUGUUCUCGAUUAGACACUAGAUCUGAUAGUCCUAUUAUCUGUGUCUGUGAGACCAUGUCAGAGAAAGACAAUGCUUCGUGUCCGCCAAAGAAAAAGAUGAAACCUGAUGUAGCAGUUACAGCAAUGUCAAGGGAAAGUGACACUGCCUCAUCACAAGGUACAGCAUCUUCAAGAUCUAACAUUGGUGAUCAUAACUUAUGGGCACAACACAUAGGAGAUCUUUUGGUGUAUCUGGAUAAGUCAUUUAGAUAUGAUGGAGUACUUGGCAUUACCAUUGAUAAAACAUGGGUAAGAUUUACAUACCUUGAGGUUCCAAAAACAACCAUGAAGAAAAUUAAAGAAACACCUGCAAAUAGACCUGGCUCUCUGAAGGUAGAGGAAGAUGAACGUCCCUUAUUUUUCUACAGUGAACCCUACAAUUAUCUGAGUAGAGAAGAUAGAAAGAUUAUAUUCAAAGCACUCAUGCUUAUAAAGAAGAUGCAGUGUGGUUAUGAGAAGAUACAAUGAAUUGAGGCAAACAAGUUAUGCCUUGACAGGUCCUAAUUUUAAUUUGAGUGAACUGUAUAUGUUGAGUACAAGUUGAUGUUUACUCCUAUGGCAUAUUAAGUACUGGUUCUUCCU